AUCUAUUGAAUGACGAUCUAAGCGCCUAACAUGGUUAUGAUUCAAGGUCGCUCUGGAUGAUUGCAGAUAUUUCUAAAUAUGAUGAGGACAAGGAGACUCCUCCGAAUCCGGAUGAUCUGCGUUCUCUUCCUGACUUUGCUGCACUUUGUUCUUUCUUGACAUUUUUUGGCUCUGAUCUUGGUAUUCACCUUACGUUCCCACAGUUAUAUGAUUUCCUCGCUCUUCAAAAUUCAGGUAUGGAGUGCAACAGUAAGCAAUACAUUAUUUGUUCGACCACUACUUCAGUUGUGAAGUUAUUGUUUCGUAAUUGAUUAUGUAACAUUAAACACUAGUCAUAACUCUAUAAAGGGAACUGUAUCUGUUAACAUUAUUGUCUAGUCAAUAGUUUUUGGUUGUCUUACUGGCAAUAAAGUCUUCAUAGUGUUCUGGUCCAUGUUCCUCUAUUUAAUUAUACACUACUCGGUUUGCCACCAUGCAUACUCUGUACUGUAUGAUGUUUGUAGCACUUGAGUUACUGAAGCAAUUAGCUGAAGUAGUCUAAAGCCAAAUGAUUUCGUGCUCAUAGGUAAGUAGAAGUGUACAUGCUCUUACUGUUGGUUAUUGAUAUAUCCGACCCAAGUGAGUAGUCUUUCACAGACUGACUGCACAAGGACGGUAUUGUUUUUUUUUUCUUUUUCUAUAUACUAAAGGAAAUGGGGUCUUGAGAGUUUCUAGGCUCACAACGCAAGAAGUCCUAAAAUUUAUUUAAUAAACUUAUUCAGAGUAAUUAAUCUGGUACUGGUUGAUUACUUAUCUCUAUGCUGAUUAACUUGGGCAAACUGGUAACUGGCAAAGUUUUUUACUAAUGAGAAAUAAAUUCAGUAAAAAGUGGUAAAUUGAAUGAGAUCUAAGAUUCUUGUUGGCUAUACUUUGCCUACUCGUUAACAUUUCAGUAUAUAUUCCCUGGCCAACAGUUGUUACUACUGUUUUACAGCGAACUGAAUACCAUGAUGUACGUCUAAUAUGUCCGCCGUUCUUUGAUUAUUAUCUAUCUAAUUAUUCUUUCAUAUCACCUUUGUUUUUGGCUUAAAACUCGUAACUUUCGUUGUUUACUAACAUAUGAACAUCUGGUUUCAAACGAAAGUAUUUUUGGUCAAAACGUUUUCUAGAAAAAGCUAUGGUCUCUAGGUAAGAUAGCAUACGGCGAAAAAGUACCUAUUUAUAAAAUUAAGGACUAUCCAUAAACAUGGUACAGGAGAAUGCUUCAAUAAUAUAUCGAGUACAUCAUAAAUCAACUGCAAGUGUUAGAGCUAUCCGUAAAUUACGACAGUCAAAUAUAGGUUCUUCCUUGAACUCUUAGAUGUCCCCGAAUUCCUUGGUCCGGCCGAGAGUAGGGAGAGUCAUCUUUCCUCCCCCAAAUGCUCUCACAUAGUCACGUACGUACAACCACCGUCAGGGAAGUCCUAAUUACUGCCUUCUCGCGGCACUAAUGUUGUUAAGGAAAUUGAGGGGACGGAAAAAGAAUGUCCGGCGCCUUAACCGGGUUGCUGGACUCGGUGGGUGUACCCAGGGGAGUUGGAAAACCUUGAUUCCCAACAACUGAUGUACAUGGGCUUCAGUAUCCUAAAGGAACAAAUGGCUUAUGAACCAAUUGUUGGUCACCGGCUAUCAUGGGACUGCAUCUAAAGUCGCUCCACUGCCUAGUCGACCAGGUCAAAGGCUCCGAGUGUGGCCCCUUAAGAAAACCACGUGCUUCAGUCUGGGUACCCGAGCAGUAUCACAGCCCACACGUAAAUCAAGUGACUUGUGUGUGACUCCUUGUACCAAUGUUCAUAUGUUUAAAUACAUGAACACCCCCAGAUUUUUAUAGAAAGUUUGUCUCAUACAUAUACAAGCAUAUCAUACGCUAAUCAUUUGCAGUUCUUUUUUAUUAGCAAAAACAAAAAUAUGGGAGACGCUUCACGUCAAAUUGCUCAAUAAGUUAAAAUAUCGCGCUCGCCCUGAUCGUUGGGAACCAGUUUUGGGUCGUUUCUUGCUUAGUCAUGGUCUUCAUAUUGAUGGAAUCCAAACAGCUGCUGAACUUCUCUUGAAUAGUGAAUGUGGAAAUAAUGAAAAGCUGGAUGUAUUCAUUCAAAAGCCAUCUGGAUAUGUCUCCAGUUACUACAGGCUCUCUCCUAACGUUCGUGUUAAAACUCUUCUCUGUCUUUUGGAAACCCAGUUUGAUCGGAAUCAGCCUUUCAAAGAUAAGGCAAACCUACGCUCUCCUGUUGAUUUACGAUUUCCUCCCUUAGGGAUUGAUGUUUGGGGUAGAAGCUAUUGGCUUCUGAAGGAUUCAGAUAUAAAUAUUUACCUAUACAGGGAAGAUCAUCAGGAAAACAAUUUCCAGGUAAGUACUACUUGUAUUUCCUAUUUUAUUUGUGUAAUACUUAUCGGUGGGGCUUUAUUUACUAAAUAAUUUGAGUUCCAAGUUUUGAUGCUGCUUCGUAUAUACUUUGGUCUGAACAAAAAGUAGUAUUGGUACCUUUCGUCGAAAAUUAAUGAAAGCUGAGAAAGUAAAUAUGUACAGAGGUACUGAGUCCCAUUUAUUAACGCCUUGUAAAAGAAUUAUUCAAGUAAAUUAGCAUUGCUAUGAUAAGUAACUGCGAGAGUUCUGUUAUUUUAUGUACUAUAUAUUCUAUAAAUAGCUUUCAACUGCGUCAACUUAUUUCUGAAACUCAGCAAAUCAAUGCACUUUUACCACAGGUUGAGUGUAAGUUUCGUAAGGUCUAUUCCUCAUUUUGAUUGAAAUUAUGUUUUACGCAACAUUUAAUCAGGUUGAUUGUCACUUUUCCUCUGAAAUUUACCAGUUGAACCGGGUUGAUUAAUUGAAAAACAUUAAACGAUGCUGCUCUUAUCACAUAAAGUUGGCGUCAAGUAAGUAUCCAUCCUCUUUCUUGUGCUGUUUUGUCUCUUGAUCAAGAAGUGUGGGGUUAGUUGGUAAAGUACUGGUCUUUCAACCAUUGUGUUAAAGGAUGAAAUCCCACUUCAUCUACUUUAGUUGAGGCGACCACGCGGUAUCACAGCUAGCAUGAAUAGUAUGACUAAGCAAAUUAUGUAAACAUUUCCGGUGAGUUACAUUCAUUAAUUAAACAACCUAUCUACAUUAGGUAAAAGCGUUUAUCAAUGACACUAACUCUAGAGAGUGUUUUAGUCCAAUUUCUGUGAAUUCUCAACAACACUAAAUGAACUAAAUAAGUGAUGUAUAAGUAUAUUCCAAAAAAAAACAAGAAAGAACUGAAAGGACUUUGUAUGAUUGAUCAGAAUGCUUAUUUUACUAGUCUUAUUACUUAUUGAUUUUAUUAUCUUAGGGGUAAAGUCAUUCAUAUUAAUGUAUUGGCAUAUUAGGAACUAUGGUCUUAAUUUCAUCCAAGCGUAUUAGUUCGGCACUCCUAAUUUGCUCCUUCCGUAUUUUUUUUCACUAAGUUGUUGUGUGAAUCUUUUGACGAUGUGCGUGGUCUUAUCGAAGAAUUGAAAGAAGCCUUUUCAGAAGAUGAAAAGCUGGAAAGUAUUUUUAAGAAAAAGCAAGCCUCAGAUAGAUCGAACCUGAAAGAUCAUUUGGAAAACUUGAUACAAGAUGGUGUAGCCUCUCCAGAACUGGAAAUUUCAAAAAAUGACGAGGAUUCUGUUAUUUCACCGCCAUCGCACCCAAAUGUUUGCUUAAAACCUGCAAUUACACCACCACCAACUCCUACCUGUGAUCAAAAACCAACUAUCCAUUCGGUCGACAUGUUAUUAGCAAUUUCAAAGAUUGAGCAUUCAGUCAAACCCGAAAGUCAAGAAAAUGUUGGAUUAAGUGAAGAAAUGGUCUCUAGUAACAGAGGAAAAACAGAUGAUCAAAAUCGUAAUGUUAUUCACGAAAUUGAGGUGGGACAAAAAUGUGUUGAUGUAAACGCAGAAUAUCACACCAAGCAAGAAUGUACCACUGAACAAGUCCUAAGACCAGAAGAUGAUUGCAAUGAACAUACAAAUCAAGAUUCCGAGUCAUCAGCUGUGGAACCAUGUACCACUGUUUUAUCAAAAAAGUCUCGGAAAAACAGCUCUAUCAAGAGCUCAGAAAUUGUUGUUAAUGAACAGGAUUUACGACGCAGUAGUAGGCAGCGUAAGCCUGUUCAGGUAUUCAAUAUCCAACCAACUCAGUCUAAACGUCCAAAAUUAUCAACCCCUGUUUCAAACUCAUUACACAAGGUCAAUAACGAAGACGAAAAACCUAAAAAGCAGAAAAUACCUGUCGUAAAAAUACAUCUCACUGCAAAUGGUCAUGUAGUAAAUAAAAAUCAAAAGAGAAAAAAGAAACGUCAUCGUAAAAAACCUCGAAAGGGUUCAAACCCUUGGAUUUAUGGGACAUCUUCCAGUGAAUCAGACGGUGAAGAUGACUCAUUUGAAAAUGCGCUUAUGCAACAUUUAAAUGUAGACAGCGAUGAAUCAAAUCCUCAUUCACCAAAAAAACCGGACAAAGACAUAAAUCCUGAGUGGUCAGAUGCGCCUGAAAGUGAUUUUGACCCAAAUGGGUUAGAUAUUCAAAGUGAUGCUGAUAGUGUAACCGAUGGACGGAACUUGGCCAGGCAAAAACGUUUACAGAAGAAGUUUGAAUCAAAUCCAAGUACUAACUGCAAUGUAGACGAAAAAGAAGAACCGUGUCAGGUUUGCUUUAAGUCACACUUACCUGAUUGGAUAUUGCUAUGUGACCGAUGCGAUUUGGGACACCAUGCUAUGUGUCUCUCACCUCCUUUACAUAUUAUUCCAGAAGGUGAUUGGUUUUGUCCUCGUUGUCAACAUGCUACUCUGAUAUCAGCUUUAAAGGAAACCAUUACUGUUCUUGAGGCUGAGUCGAAGAAGCGAAAUAUUUGGAAGCGUAUGCAAGAACGCUUGAAUUUCGUUAAUAUUAGUAUGACGAACAUUUUAGGAGAUGAUGAUAGUGAUUUUCAUGAGCGUAAAAACAAGAAAGGAAAAGUACUGCGUAAUACUCAAAAGAACAAUGUUAAGUAUGCCUGUGAUGAUUCGUAUAGUGACGAAGAAAAUGAGGAUAUUGCUUUUGUAUCCCAUUCGGAUACUAAGAAUACUAACUCCAACACUGACUCCGGUGUUGACGGAAGGUCUCAAGGAAAUUCCAUCAGGCGUCGUCGUCAAGUUCGGCCUAAAUCAAAGAUGCAGUUUUCCAGACCACGCCGUGUAAACUUUCGAGAAGAAACGUCUGAAGAAUCAGAGUCAGUCGAGUCUGAUUAUGAACCACUUCCUUGUAGAAAUACUCGCCAACGCCAAGUUAGGUAUAAAGUGAGCGAAGCAUUCAAAGAGCUAGAUGAAGCGCUAGAAGCUGACGAAAAAUACCAAGAAGAAAAGCAGCGCAAACUAAAACGAAAGACUAGUGAACAUUACAACCACACUGAUGGUGAAAAUGUUAUCGACGAAGAGUGUGAGCUUAAUGGUCAUACACCUAAGUGUUCACGUGGAAAAGACCUGUCGAAUAUCUUGGGGCCGGAUUGGAAAGAAUCCGAAGAAGAUAACAGUAUACGAUCUCGUCGUAAAAAGCGUCGCAUUGCUGAUCUGUCUUCUAGUUCUUCUAGUGAACAUUCGAAUGAAGAUUCAGUAGAUGGUAAAGCAAGACGGAGUUGUCGAGCAAGAGAUGAAGAUUUUAAACCAUCAUCUUCUGAAGUGUCAGAAAGUGAAGACGAUAUCGACUCUCGGAAGCAUAUUUCAAGUGAUGACUUUGAACAAAUGUCAAGUGAUAAUAGUUGGCUUUCAACUGCACGACACAAUUCUCGUUCGACACGUGGAAAUGCUCGAAAAAAGAAAAGAUCAUCCAAAUUUUCUUACCGGUCUCGAAAACCCGUCCCUUAUUUUGAAUACAGUGAUGAAGGUUCUGAUCGUGCAGUAUUACGGACUAGAAGAUGUACCCGAACUGUUGUUAGUUAUCGUGAAUCAAACGAUGAUACAACAGAUAAUUCUGAACACGAUUUUUCGGAAGCUCCUGUUACAAGUAAUAGUAGAAUUCGUAGAGUGUUAGAUGAUGAAGAAGAAGAGAAGGAAGAGGGAGCUCAGAUCGAUAGAACCAAUGCUGAUCGGCCUCCUACUCCAAUAUCUGUUAGUCUGAAAAUAAAACGUCCCCAGUCUAAUCGCACAGUUUUAAAGUAUUCUUCUGAUAGUGAUUAUCAACCGUGUGACGAUGAUGAUGAUGAUGAUCAAGAGGAGGACAGUCAAGGUGAUAGUGAUUCUGUAAAGACGGACAGAAAAAUUCCACGAACAAAUACACCUAUGAAAUCAAAAGAUAUUAUAGAAUCACAAUCAGAUGAAUCAAAUCACGAACAUUCAACAUCAGUAUUAAUCAUUUCCGAAACAAGCGAUAUCGAUAAUUCACUUUUCAAAGAUAAUGUAAAAUCAGUUUCUGUCGAAUCAGGUGACUGUAAAGUUGAAUCAACAGACAAUAUUUCGGUAAACUCCUUUGAUACAUCUAAAAAUCGUUUAAAUGAAAAUAAUGACGAUGAUGACGAAGAAGUAGAAGAUGAGGCUGACGAAUGUCUACCAGUUCGUAAUAUACCGCAUGUUUCUCCUCAAUUUGAUAAGCAAAUUAUUGAAAAUCAACCUUGUGUUUCUCCGGAUGUUUUUUAAAGUUUACACUUAUUUAUAAUUAUGUUCUUUGUUGUAUGUGUAUGACUAAUGUUACUUUUAAAAUUAAAACACAGAUUUCAGCGAAGGGAUCUCUUUUCAA
Schistosoma rodhaini is the source of this 6721-nucleotide messenger RNA. Lineage: Eukaryota; Metazoa; Platyhelminthes; Trematoda; Strigeidida; Schistosomatidae. The record is from the annotation of a GenBank genome assembly.